Molecule: messenger RNA, 1474 nt
Organism: Corylus avellana
Lineage: Eukaryota; Viridiplantae; Streptophyta; Magnoliopsida; Fagales; Betulaceae
Product: alpha/beta-Hydrolases superfamily protein
Source: RefSeq, a predicted model, not a curated record
UCUACGCCCGAACUGCGAAGACUACAGUGGCUCUGUACCAUUACCUUUCCUCGUCAGACAUAUAAUCCUUAAGUCUCUGCAAAUCCGAAACAAUCUGGACAACGAUGGUGGGUGAAUCAGAGCCGUUGAUAUGAAUCUCGCACCCACUUCCCCCACUUCUUUGUCGUCCCUAUCAUCGGCCCACUCUUCUUCAUCUUCUUCUUCUUCUUCGUCUUCGACGUCGUCGUCGUCGACGACGUCGUGGCUCUCCGGCAUUGUGCGCGGCCGGACUGACCGGUCGGCGAGCGUCAAGAUGGCCAGCAACUCCGCAUCCGGCGGGGGUGGCGCUGACAGUACCGGUCCGGUCGUGCGGAAGAAUCAGUGGCGGGGUGUGCUCUUUAAGUACGGGCCCAAGCCCAUUCAGGUUGCAUUUAAAACGGGAGAUUAUAAGCAACAAGUAAUUUUUAUUGGUGGAUUAACUGAUGGUUUUCUGGCGACAGAAUACUUGGAACCUCUUGCAAUUGCAUUGGAUAAGGAGAAAUGGUCACUUGUUCAACUGCUUCUGUCAUCUUCAUAUAGUGGAUAUGGCACCUCAAGCUUGCAACAAGAUGCGAUGGAGCUCGAUCAGCUGAUCAGUCACUUAAUAAACAAAGAAGAUUCUGAAGGUGUGGUACUACUGGGGCAUAGUACUGGUUGUCAGGACAUUGUGUAUUAUAUGCGCACAAACGCUGCAUGCUCCAGAGCAGUCCGUGCUGCCGUUUUGCAGGCUCCAGUCAGUGACCGGGAAUAUAGAGCAACUCUUCCAGAAACAGCUGCUAUGAUUGACUUGGCUUCUACCAUGAUAAGCGAAGGCCGGGGGUCAGAAUUACUGCCAAGGGAAGCAGAUUCAACCUCCCCAAUUACUGCUUCCAGGUAUCACUCCCUUUGUGCAUAUAUGGGAGAUGAUGACUUGUUCAGUUCUGACCUUAGCGACGACCAGCUGAGAAUGAGACUUGGCCACAUGUCCAACACACCUUGCCAGGUUAUCUAUUCCAUGGGUGAUGAAUACGUGCCAGAGUAUGUAGACAAAAAAGCAUUGGUUGAAAGAUUGUGCAGAGCAAUGGGUGGCGCAGAGAAAGUUGAAAUAGAACAUGGGAAUCACUCCCUCUCUAACAGAAUCGGCGAAGCUGUCCAGGCCAUUAUUGAUUUUGUUAAAAGAGAUGGACCUAAAGGCUGGGAUGAUCCAUGGAACUAACGUGGUGCCUUUUAGUCCUCUUUUAUGAUUGCCAUUUUCUUCUUCUUCUUUCCACCCCCCUUUAUUCUCAUAUAUUUCUUCUUUAAGCUGAGGUCAGCUUUUUCAAUAUCUUUUUUUCUAUAUUAAAGGGUGAGGGAAUCUUAAUCUUAUUCUAUUUAAUGAAGGUAUGAUUUUAGUUUGCAUUAUUACUAGACUUCUUCAAGGGAGAGAACUUUGUGUUGGCAUUAAUUCAUCAGUAAAAAUUUUGCCUCUUGUCCACCA